Molecule: messenger RNA, 1500 nt
Organism: Dichomitus squalens LYAD-421 SS1
Lineage: Eukaryota; Fungi; Basidiomycota; Agaricomycetes; Polyporales; Polyporaceae
Exons: 4
Coding region: 1-1500 (499 amino acids)
Source: RefSeq, a predicted model, not a curated record
AUGUCGAGUCUCUCCGAGUCUAGCGAUAUCCGGUCGGGCUUAGACACCCCAUCCACUCCCGCAUCGACACCUCCAGCCGUGUUCUCAAGAUCAAUGAUGAAACCUAGUACGGAGCAUGGCUUGCCCACUCCUCCAAAGACCCCGUCGAAAAAGCGGCCCCACCUUUCUGCUCCGGAGACACCCACUCCCCCACAGAAGCGUAUCAAAUCUGAGCCAUGCGACUCGGACUUCCACGUUGUCGAGGAGCAGAUGUCCGCGAUCUUCUGGUACUCCGACGGGGACGUCGUCGUCCGCGCCGGGGACAUACUCUACAAGCUCUACCAGUCCCGCCUCGUGAAACACUCCGUGUAUUUCGCCAACCUCUUUUCGGACGAGAAUGCUAAGAUGCCUCAGGUAACAUUAGAAGGCGUGCGUGUGUACCAUGCGCCCGCAGAGCUUCUUGUUGAAGACUUUGAACGAUUACUAUCCGAGCUCGAGGAACCUUCCUCGAAAAUCACACGAUACGACGCCAUCCGCCUGCUCCGCGCCUCCACGAUCCUUGCGUGCGACUCUGUCGCCGCCGUCGCCAAAAGGCAUAUUCUCGCGCUCUGGGACUCCAGCGCACCUCCCUCCCCUCGCUCGCGCGCUCCACACCUUAGCCCGGACCCGCCGGAGGAGGAUCGACCGAGUUAUCAUCUCUGUGUGUACAUGCUCUCCUUUGCGCGCGAGCACAAUCUGCACCAGAUCCUCAAGCGUGUCUACUACGAGCUGAUCUCCAACCCCAAGUUCUGGACCGCGCUCCCUCCUCUCCCUGCCCCCGCCCCUUCCCCCUCCCGCUCUUCUCCUUCCACAUCUACUCCUCGUAAUUCACCGUCGUCCUCUACGGAAGACGACAAGCUCCGCGUCCGUGAAAGGCUCACUGGACUCCAGACUGACGACCGGAUCAGGCUACUCGAGGGGCGGCACGCGUUCACGCACGUCUGGUACGAACAUGUUCGCACCCCACCAUCCACCGACCCUGAUACAGGCAAGUCGGCCUGCCCAUGCCCGCGGAGCUCUUCUCCAACCGAAACAAAUAUCGAGAAGGGUGGAGGGGGCGGUAACAGGCACAGGAUGCAGACGAGGACCAAGGCGGCCGCUGCUGAAAAGCGCGAUUCGGGGAACGCCAGGGGUCAACGAGAAGAAACGGGCAAGGGCGCGUUGGACGACGAUUUUAUACCGAACGCGUGCGACGCCCUCUCCGUCCCGCGCGGGACCUAUUACCGGGAGGCUAAGUGGGCGCACUUCGUCAAUCACGAAGGCACGAGCGCCGUCGAGGACGGAGCGAUGGAUCCGAUCCGGUACGAUCUCAUCGCGCGGAAGAGGAAGCAGCUGGCGCCGACGUGGUGCACGCUGUGUUUGCGCAAGUGGAGAGAGGAGUGGGAGGCGAGGAGGUGGGAGUGGUGGGAGAGGUUAGACGGAUGGUUGGGGCUGCUGCUCUCGUCGAUGAAGAUGAUCCCAACUCCCAGCAGUUCGCUGUAG